Molecule: messenger RNA, 896 nt
Organism: Cylicocyclus nassatus
Lineage: Eukaryota; Metazoa; Nematoda; Chromadorea; Rhabditida; Strongylidae
Source: the annotation of a GenBank genome assembly
CUGUUCCCUGGUAGUCGCGGCUGUUUAUAUAAUCUUCAAUGCUCCGAAGCAUUUCCCGAAGCCACAUGCAUUCAGCAAACAUGUACUUGUCCAUCACAUCUUCCUGCAGCCGUCGAUGGAACAUGUGCGGAACGAUGCGUUGCUGGUGAAGUGUACUCAAGUACUGCUGGACAGUGUAUUCCAGUUGUCAACCCUAAUGAGCUUUGUUUCUACUCUUCCCAGUGUCAGGCAGUCGAACACACAAUGACAUGCGACAGUGGCUUCUGUCGUUGUCCAAAUGGAUUGGUUUUCGCUGGAACGCAGUGCUCGCAGUCGUGCCCCAUUGGCUACAUGGCCAAUAAUAAAGGGAUUUGCACCCGCGGUUGCCAAGGAAAUCAGAUUGAAGUGGGCGGUGAAUGCCUCAAUCAUGCUGUUGCUGGUCAGCCUUGCCGUGUUCAAGCUCAAUGCGUUGGAGGGUCAAGCUGUCUAAGAGGACGCUGUGCUUGCGCUCAAGGAACUAUUUUCAAUGGGAGCAUUUGCAUCUACGGUACCACGGUGCCAACAGUCGGCUGAGAAAUUCGGCUACUCAACUUUCUUACGCGGGACGGAAUCAAUAACUGUUUAUAGUCAGAAGCCUGUGCAUUAGAUUAAACUCAAAUUGUACAAAAGUCGAGUAUCAUUAUUUCGUUGCUCCAAUGCGACUCGAAAAUCAAGCAUUGGUUUGACUUUUUUGGGAGUGUAUGAAUUGAAGAUACGAGGUUUCACAUCUAGUCAUUUUGUAUAUCGCACUUUAGAGGUUGAAGAUGUGUUGGGUACAAAGUCAAUGUCUUGUCUUCGUACCUGUCUGUGAUGAAUGCUCAAAGGGAGGGCCCAAAACUUAGAAUAUACCUACUUCGUUGCGUCAACUAAGUGCUAGU